Messenger RNA from Pangasianodon hypophthalmus (striped catfish), 9060 nucleotides. RefSeq names its product SET domain containing 1A, histone lysine methyltransferase (gene setd1a). The record is from RefSeq and is a predicted model, not a curated record. The coding region runs from base 183 to 6794 and encodes 2203 amino acids. NCBI's taxonomy places the organism in Eukaryota, Metazoa, Chordata, Actinopteri, Siluriformes, Pangasiidae. Gene Ontology annotation, molecular function: RNA binding; histone H3K4 methyltransferase activity; protein binding. The transcript has 21 exons. Gene Ontology annotation, cellular component: Set1C/COMPASS complex.
UACGCCAUGGCGGCUCUCUGUAUUAUUCACUCUUCUUUUGCGCUUGGAGGUGAAAUUUAAAGGUUUGUGAGCUUUCGGUUUUGGACCGGAACUCAAGCGACGCUUUCUGAGAUGCGACUUUGGAUCUGAGUAGGUGGAAAAACUGAGCAUUUUGUUUUGCGCGGAAGGAUUUUGUUAAUAGCAUGGAUCCAGACAGCGGGGCGGACACCCAGCGAACUCUCAGCCUGCAAUGGAAGAGCUACAAACUCCUGCAGGACCCGGCCAUCCGCAGGGUCGCUCAGAAGAUCUACAGAUACGACGGGAUUCACUUCAGCGUCCCGGACUCAGGGUUUCCUCCUGUGGGGGAGUUACGUGACCCUCGACCUCGGCGGAUCUGGUCCAGACACACGGAGAUGUCUCUUCCUUUGCCCAAGUUUAAGUUGGACGAGUACUACGUGGGUCCCAUCCCGCUGAAGGAGGUGACGUUCGCUCGGCUGAACGACAACAUCAAAGAGCCCUUCCUGUUAGAGAUGUGCACUAAAUUCGGCGAGGUGGAGGAAAUGGAGAUCCUGUUCCACCCCAAGACACGCAAGCACUUGGGUUUGGCGCGUGUCCUGUUCACCAGCACCAGAGGGGCCAAAGACACGGUCAAACACCUGCACAACACCUCCGUCAUGGGCAACAUCGUCCACGCACAGCUCGACAUCAAAGGCCAGCAGAGGAUGAAGUAUUACGACCUGAUCGUCAGUGGGUCGUACACACCUCAGACUGUACCCACAGGAGGAAAAGCCCUGAGCGAGAAGUUUCAGCCCCCUGCUCCGGCGCAGCAGCCCGACACCUCGUCUGAUAUCAGGCGGAAGCUCUCUACCGAUCAGAUGCCGGUCCCGCCGCUCGGCAGCACGACCCCGUGCUCCGUGGACACCGCAUUUGGGGAGCAGCGGUUAGACACGCCGCCGUCCUCCCUCGGGGGGCCGUACACGCCGGGCUCCUCGUGCUCCUCGCAGGGAGGCGGGACUCCGUACACGUCACGCUCCGGAACCCCCUUUUCCCAGGAUUCGGGAUACUCCGGGGGCAGGCACGGAGGUUACAGCGGCGGUCCCGUGGGCGGCGGUUUUCCCGCGCAGGACAUGCUCCCUUCAUCCUCCUGCUCCUCGUCCGCCGUGUCGUCCUCGUCCGGGUUCAAGCCUCGCUAUUACGACGAGCCUCACGGAGUUCCUCCUCAAGACCCCGCGGCGUACCACCGAGGUCGGCCCGGGUUCCCUCCUCCCCCUCCGCUUCCCUGUUACCCCCCGUAUCAGAACGCCGGCGCCGCUGGGAUGCACAUGCCCCCCCACCCUCACAUGCCCCCCUCGGGCUCCCUGUACGAGUCUCCGCCCGUGGCCGAGCGAGAGCGGGACAGGGAGCGAAACCGAGACCGGGCGCAGAGAGACAGAGACCGGGAGCGGGAGCGAGACGCCGGCGGGCGCUACGGAGCGUCUCGCCGCUCCUCUUACCACCACCAACAGGACGUAAACUCCUCGACCAAGUCCUCCUACCAUUCGCACCACUCGCACCGGGAGGAGCGGGACGGCCGGUCGUACCGCAGGGACAGCUCGGCGUCCAGGGAGCACGGAAGGCACCGGAACCACCACCACUCGCACAACCACCACGGGCGGAGGAGGGACAGCAGGGACAGGGACGGCGAUUACGCGAACAGCUCCGACCCACGAAACAGAGGCCACGCCAACUCCACCCAUCGCUCCUCCAACAGCAUGUCUCCUCCACCCGCCUCGUACGGAGGAUACAAUCCGUCUAAAGAGCUGCCGGCCCACGACACUCCGUCUUCGUCCCGCCUGGAGCCGUCCCCCUCCUUCAGGUCGGGAGAGAGAGCGAGCGGAAGCGGAGAUAACGAUUAUCGGUCCCACCACGCGCCGUUACACCCUCCUCCUCCUCCACCGCCUCCUCCUCUACCUCCCGCCUCCGUCAUCGCGGCGGCGGUGGCUGAAACUCUGAGCUCGCUAGACUUCGGGCAGGAGAGCCCGGUCCGAGAGGAGCAGUGGAGCAAACCCAAACGGCGCCCCAGCACGCCGCCGCAGCCCCCGCGCACCCCUCCGCCCUCCUCCCCGCCCCACGCCUCCGUCCCGUCAUCAUCCACGUCACCAUCCUCCACCUCUCUGCCUCACCACCACCCCUCCUCCACGGCGUCGCUGUCCCCGCCCCACGCGCAGCGAGACUCCUCCUCCCCGGAGCCGGACUCCACCAACGAGAGCCUCCCGUUCGUUCACCACUGCAGCAGUUUGGACUCACGCAUCGAGAUGCUGUUAAAGGAGCAAAAAUCCAAGUUCUCCUUCCUCGCCUCCGACGACGAGGAUGAGGAAAAGAAGGACGAGGGCGCCCAAGGAGGCUCGAGGAAGCUGAGGGAAGAGGGAGGAGACAGAGAGAUGGACGGAGGACAGCAGAGGAGAGCGGACAGGAGGAGCAGGGUGAGAAAACAGACAGCGCCGCCAGGUGGAGGAGGAGGAGAUGGAAGGAAAAGCCCUACGGAUAUGGCGUCCUCCGCCGCCUCCAUCUCCGGAUCGCUGUCGGAGACGACGCAGGGGCAGCAGGUCCUCGUACAGGAGGAACACGCAGCAUCCGACUCGCAGAACGUGACAGGUGCACACACACCGCCCACCUACAACGGAGAGCGACAGCCGUCUCCUCAUUCCUCCGGAGAAGACAUGGAAAUCUCUGACGAAGACGACGGCGGCGGCGACGGCGGCGGCAUCGCUACGGUGACGCAGCACCACGCUUCGUCGUCCUCCUCCCCCGCUCCGUCGUCUCAGUCGGCGCUGCCCUCUCAGAGCGCCGACCCGUCGUCCGGCUCGCCCCCGGACAGCACGCAGCACUUCGGCGCCUCCAUGCCGCUCCCUCACAUGCCCUCUUACCCUCCCCACCUGCCCCCUCCUCCCCCGCCCGGCUUCUCUCUCCAGCCCCCGCCCCCGCCCCCGGGCGUGCCCCCUCCCCUGCCCCACAUGGAGCUCCACCCGGAGUACCCCAUGCCCCCCCACCUGUACGACUACGCCAACUCCGUGGAGCUGAUGAGCCAGUACGCCGGGACGUCCUUCCAGAUGCAGGCGCACAUGCUCAGCCGCCUGCACCAGCUGCGAGAAAAACACGCGCCCGGUUCCGAGUACCCGCCCUCUUACCACCUCCACUCUCUGCCCCCUCCCCCGCACGCGCCGCACCCCCACCACCCCUACAUGGACCAAGACGGAGCUGCAGGGAACCACUACGACCAGGACCACCGCUACAUGCCUCCUCACAUGCCCACGUACCCGUACCCGGACCCCCACGCCGCCCAGCUGCCCCCUCACCACCCGCACGCCAUGCCUCCGCCCCCUCACUCCCCGUGGCCUCCUCACGUCCUGCCCCAGCACUACCCCUCCCACUACCCGCCCCCGGCGUACGGCGCCGUGCCGGGCGUAGACGGCGAGCAGUACCCCAUGACCAUGAUGGGUCAGAACCCUCACGAGGCCACGGUCCAGCUGGUUCUCUCUGCUCUCAUCGACGAGAUGAAGAACAUCAUGCAGAGGGACCUGAACCGCAAAAUGGUGGAGAACGUCGCCUUCGGAACCUUCGACGAGUGGUGGGAGCGUAAAGAGCGGAAGGCCAAGCCGUUCCAGACCGCGAUGAGGGGCGUGACGGCGGUGCGGGACGAGGAGAAGAAGGAGGAGAAGACGACGAGCAGCCGGCCGCGCGAGCCGCUGAUGUCUCUGGUGGACUGGGCCAAGAGCGGAGGCAUGGAAGGGUUCUCUCUGCGCGGGGCUCUGCGUCUGCCUUCGUUCAAGGUGAAAAGGAAAGAGCCUCAGGAGCUGGCGGAGGACGCGACGCUGAAACGAGUCAGACCUUCAACUCCACCAGACGAGGAGGACGAAGACUCGUACCAGGGUAAAGUGUCCGACAGCGUGAGCCGGCCGGAGGAGACCCGAGCAGCCGAGAGAGACGCGGUACAGAGGAGAAAAAGACCCAAACCACGUAAACCUUACGAUCUGGACAGUGAAGGAGAGGAGACGUCCGACGAGUCGUCUUCUGAAAAGGAGGAGGAUGAAGACGACAGCGAGAAAGACGAGUCCGAGGACGAAGCCCUCAGCGCGGACAGCGACGACGAGAGCCUCUCCUCUUCAUCCGAAAGCUUGUCAUCGUCCUCUUCCUCCUCCUCGUCGUCUUCAUCCUCGGACGAGGACGAGGAGGAGCUGGAGCGGGCAGACGAGAGCGAGGCCCUGGACACGAUGGACGAGUCGACGAUGGACAGCGUUGCCGUGGAGAAGGAGAAGGUGAAGACGAGCGUCGGCGAGUCGCCUGCCGUCGCUGCCGCAGAGGUCAAAGCAGAAGAUAAGAUGGCCCCUGCUGCGUCUGCAGAUCACCGGCCGCCGUCUCCUCCUUGUCCUCGGCCGUCUUCUCCCAUCCUGCCUCCUCUGAAGAAGCGCCGCAAGACCGUGUCCUUCUCCAUGGAGGAGAGCGAAGCCAAACCCUCCAUCCACGUCCCUGCUGCACCUCUCUCUCCGUCCUCCGCCUCCUCCGCCGCCGCUUCUCCAUCCCUCCUCCUUUCUCCGGUCAAAUCACAGCCGCCGGAUCAGCUGAUUUCAUCAUCGCCGACCACCGUCGCUCCGACCGCGUCCUCCAAACCUGCCCCGAUGCUUCGCCCUUUUGCUUCGCGCCCGACCAAGGCCACGCCCCCUUCAGCCUCACCCACUUCGGUUCUCACGGUCCCGCCUCCCGUGCGCUCGCUGCGUCCGGAGGAACCCAGGAAACGUUCUCCGUCGCCGCAGACGACCCCCGCCAAGUCUCCUUCCAGACGCGGCAAGGAAUCCCCCAGAACCCCUCCCACUCCCGUCUGUCUCACAGUCCAGAACCUUCCGUUGGACCACGCCUCUCUGGUCCGGGUGGCCUACGAAGACCCCGCCCCCAUCCCUCCAACGCCCAAUCAGAAAGGGCGUCCACGCGGCAGGCCUCGGACCGUCAGCUUGUCAGCUCCCUCCACGCCCUCGCUGCUGGAGGAGGAUGAGUUUGAUGAUGAUGAUGAUGAAGAGGAGCUUCUGAAUCAGGGGCUGAAGCUCAGGGAGCAGCUCGGAGCGUCCUGUUUGCUGCAGCUGGCCUCCGCGUCCACGCCCGACCUCUCCGUGCUGGCCCACGUGGCCGCCGAGAUGGACGCGGACGAAGACGUCGACUCGGAGGAGACGGAGACAUCAGACGAAGCCGAAGAGCACAAACUGGAGGAGGACGAAGAAUCGCGUCUCUUCCCGUUGGAUCCGGGCGGAAUGCUCGUCCUCCAGGAGCACAACUACUCCAAAUCCGCAGCCUUCCUCGCUCCUCCUCUUUCUCCUGCUUCCUCUGCCGCACAAAAGAGGACGAAACAGGACGCGGCGGUGCUGCUCCCCACAGACUUCCAUCAGCACUGCGUCCAGGAGGCUCCGGAGGAGGUGAUCGGAGACGCUCAGACGGACACGCCCGAGCUCUACGGCGUGGGGCUCGUCGGAGACGAUGCCGGAGAUCCGGCCGAGGUGCAGGCGCUCAGCCCGGUUUCCAAACGCAGAGGCUCGUUCAAGAGGGAGGAAUCCGUGGAGAAAGGGAAGAGUAAAAAGAGGACUCGGAAAGACAAAGAGAACGUGGAGCUGCAGCCCGCUAAAAAGCAGAAGCAGGAGCACGGCAGGAAGCAGAGGAAAGGGAAGUUAGAGGACUUCGCCCCGGAGGAGGACGUGGACGUGGAGCAGCUGGAGACGGCCGAUCUGUCCAGCUCCAGCUCCGAUUCGGCCGACUCCGACUUCGGCCUGGACGAGCACCUCGGGUUCGAGCGCGAGGAGGUGAGGAAAAGCGAGCGUCUCUUCCUGCAGGAAGCCGGAGUCACGCCGUCCACCCAGAGGAAGUCCAGCCUGGCUCCGCCCCCUCUCCCGAUCUCGCAGUGCUCGUUCAAGCAGCGCAGCGAGUUCGAGCAGAUGACCAUCCUGUACGACAUCUGGAACACCGGGCUGGACCAGGAGGACAUGCGUCUCCUGAAGGUCACGUACGAGAAGCUGCUGCAGGACGACCACAACACGGACUGGCUCAACGACACGCACUGGGUCCCUCACACUAUCACUAACAUCCCGAACCCGCGGCGUAAGAAGAAGGCGGCGGACGGGCAGCUGAGGGAGCACGUCACGGGAUGCGCCCGCAGCGAGGGUUAUUACGCCAUCAGCCGCAAAGAGAAGGACGUGUACCUGGACCUGGACCUCCCCGAGGCCGUGCAGGAAGCUGUGGACUACGACGUGGCGGGCUCGAACCGUGUGCUGUCGGAGAGGCGCUCGGAGCAGCGGCGUCUCCUCAGCGCCAUCGGCACGCCCGCCGUCAUGGACUCGGACCUGCUGAAACUCAACCAGCUCAAGUUCCGCAAGAAGAAACUGCGCUUCGGUCGCAGCCGCAUCCACGAGUGGGGUCUGUUCGCCAUGGAGCCCAUCGCCGCGGACGAGAUGGUCAUCGAGUACGUGGGUCAGAACAUCAGACAGAUGGUGGCUGAUAAUCGGGAGAAGCGCUACGCUCAGGAAGGCAUCGGGAGCAGCUACCUGUUCCGUGUCGAUCACGACACCAUCAUCGACGCCACCAAAUGCGGAAACCUGGCUCGCUUCAUCAACCACUGCUGCACUCCGAACUGCUACGCGAAGGUGAUCACCAUCGAGUCCCAGAAGAAGAUCGUCAUUUACUCCAAGCAGCCCAUCGCCGUGAACGAGGAAAUCACGUACGACUACAAGUUUCCCAUCGAGGAGAACAAAAUCCCCUGUUUGUGCGGAACGGAGAACUGCCGAGGAACGCUCAACUAAAGCCCCGCCCUCUCCCCUCCCCCUUUCCCCACUGCAGGACAGCCGCACAGCAUUAUGGGUAAACAUGUCUCGGGAGUAAAUACCACAGCUUGGAUACAUUUCCGUUGUUUUAUUAUAGCUAACGGACAUGACACGCCCACAGUGUGUCUCCAUAGCGACGCCAUUUCCUAAGGUUUUUUUUUUUUUUUUUUUUCUCCCUCCCUCUCAGAGCUCUGAUUGGUGGAUUCCGAUCAUAUUUAAACUUUUUUUUUUUUUUUUUUUAAAAGCACGGAUCUGUUUUUGAAGUAUUGUCAUUAAAAAAAAAAAAUAAAAAAUCCUCCUUCCUUGUCACCUGUGCAAAAAUAAUGGCACCCACAAGAGGUUCAGAACAACGUGGCGCUUAUUUUUCACUUCCUGUCUCGGCGAUUCUUUCAGCUUAAAGGUGAACGAGUCCAGAAAGAUGCUCCGCUAUUAUUAUUAUUAUUAUUAUUAUUAUUAUUAGCUUCUAGACUUAUUUUUCUCCCAAUUUUGGCCAUUUUAAAAUAAUUUCAGACAAUAAACUAAGCCAUAAAAGGAACGUUCCUGUAGCUACAUCAUGACGUUGCAUCUACGCCCUGUAGUUAACGUUUAACUUUACAAAUUACAAAUUCAUCAAUCGUAGCGCAUUAUAUUUGUGUAUAUAUAUAUUUUCCCCGUAGCUAACCACACAGCUCGGUGUUAGUGUUAUCGUAGCUAAUGUUAGCUAGCAAAUCAUAUUGGACUUUAUUUUCUGUAGUUAGCUGUUUGUUUUUUAGCUAAUAAACUCCCCUUGUUGUAACUCUAGCUAGCUAAUAAUCAAUAAUUAUCAUCAAACCAAAGGAAACAUCCGUGCUUUAUACGGGAUUGUUACGUAAACAAAUUUUUUUUAUCGUUAAAAUUAAUUUUUCAGUCUGCCGCGUGACUAUGACGUGACGUAAGUAUUUUUAGACAGUGGAGUAAACUGCUAGCUAACGAAAACUACAGAAAAGUACCUGGCAUUGUCGUUAAAAAAAAGAGAAAAGAGAAUGCGACAGAAUUUAAUAAUAAUAAUAAUAAUAGAGAGUUUCUGGAUCGUUGUUUUCAUUCUCACGUGAUUUAUUUUAUCAUAUCAAUAUUUCCGAACUUUUUUUUUUUUUUCAGUCCUGCAGGUUUAACUCCUCCCACUUUUUUUCCAUUUUUCUUCACGACACGGCGCUCAGCGACUUCUUUCAAAAGGACACCAUGUAAUGUGUGUGUGUGUGUGUGUGUAUAUAUAUAAAUAAUAUCAUUACAGACUCGCACAUAAAAGCAAAAAACAAAAAAACAAAAAAAAAGGUCAAAAAUAAAAGUGUGUAAAUAUUGUAGAGGUGUUUGUUUCUCGUAGAAACGCACUGGUUCCGCUCUGUAAAUAUGUUCUUCUUUUUCCUACUUUUCCCCCAUCGCCGGAAAAAAAUUGUACAUACCGAUCAUUCACUUAUCUUAUUUGUUUUAUUUUUUUUUUUUAAUUUGAUGUAUUUUAAUAUUAUUUGCAAUAUUUCUCUUGUAUUAAUGCGUUGGAUCCUUUAUUAAUGGUGCAUUAAAAUAUUUUUUAGAAAAACUGAAAACCAGCCGUGUUUUAAUUCCUUUUCAGGGUACAGCUUCACUGAUUGGUCAGUUUUCUCUGGUCAUCGUGGGCGGAGCUUAAGCUAAACUGAAUCAGCCAAUCACAAACCUGGCUUGACGUAAAUUAAUUAAAGUUUGCCAAAAGGUUAGUUAACAUUAGGCUAGCUGUUUCAUUCUGUAUCUAAAACAAAUUAAAAAAAAAUCAUUAGCCAUGUUUCGUUCCACAGGAACUUUUUAUUUAUUAAAAAACUAAAAUUUUUUUGUCCAUUUAUAGCUACAUGUAAAGUUAGCUCCUGUUCUUGCUUACGUUAUAGCAGCUAUAAACAUUCGUCCUCUGUCCUGAAGAUGUCGCAAAACUUAGUUGACAUAAAGCACUGUCAAAGCACUGACACUGGAGACUCCUUCCAUAAAUGUUAAAUAAACAUCUCCUAACAGAUCAACAAUUACACGUUUUUUUAAAAUUCGUUUAUCAUCUGUGGAGCGUCGACUGUAGUACACAUCCCAGUGAAUGAGCUGUUACUAUGGAAACAAUAGCGUAUUAGUUAUAAUGAGCGCAUUAAUUGUAAAUAAAGCUGUGAUUUGCAGCUGCACUACUGUCAGAGCUGCUGUUCUAGAGAAUUAAUCAACACCCUCUGACCAAUCAGGAUCCAGCACUGUGGUGUAAACAGGCUAUAAACUACAGACUGUG